Messenger RNA from Neurospora hispaniola, 2229 nucleotides. RefSeq lists its product as uncharacterized. Gene Ontology annotation, biological process: regulation of DNA-templated transcription. Bases 145 to 2157 code for a protein of 670 amino acids. The record is from RefSeq and is a predicted model, not a curated record. Lineage: Eukaryota; Fungi; Ascomycota; Sordariomycetes; Sordariales; Sordariaceae. The transcript has 3 exons. Gene Ontology annotation, molecular function: transcription cis-regulatory region binding; DNA-binding transcription factor activity, RNA polymerase II-specific. Gene Ontology annotation, cellular component: nucleus.
GAACAUACCUAUACCGACGCCAUUGAUCCCAACAGACACCAUACGAAGUCACCGACGUGACGCAGACCGGUGAACAGUUUCCCAGCAGGAGUAUGCAUUGAUCGGUUCACCAUAUAUUGUUUUGGCCUGCACUCGCCAACCGAAAUGGACACUCUCGCCCCAACACCCUCCACGCCCUCUCCUCAGCUUUCCUCCGCUGUACCUGGCCUCGCCCACGAGGUGGAACAUGAAGAGCUCUCCCAGAGUACCAGUCAAAACCAAGUCUUCGAAUCCCCAUUGCUGAGAGAAUCGCAAACUCCAGCACCACAGCUCUCGUCACAGCCGUCCGGAGAAGUGGAGAGACAUCCAAAGGGGAAGAGAAAACGAACUACAGCAAAAGACAAAGCCAUACUCGAGGCAGCCUACAAUGCGAACCCCAAACCCGACAAGGCAGCGCGUCAAGACAUCGUGAACCGCGUCUCCUUAAAUGAAAAAGAAGUUCAGAUUUGGUUCCAAAACCGCCGACAAAACGAUCGCAGGAAAUCACGUCCCUUGUCCCCUCAGGAGAUAGCCGCGCUUCGAUACGGCGGCAUGCAAAUACUGUCCUCAGACAACACCCUUCCUGUGUACACCUCCGAGCCGGAGAAUACCUCGCCCAUCCAGGCUGUUUCAAGUUUAGAUCAGGAAUACUCCUCGCCUCGGGAGGUUGCCUCGCCUAGCAAACUCGACGACCACGAGACCGAGCAGAACCACGAAGACACGCUCCAGGAGGACACUCUCCCUCUACCAGAACCGCAAAUCCAACCUCAAGAGGAGCAACAAAGCUUGCCUCACCCUGUAUACGCGACUCCUGCCCAAAAGCAAAGACACGCCAGUGACGACGACUCCCUCCUAAUGUCUCAGCAUUUGCCGAGCUCGGUUGGCUAUCUGUCCAGCCGAUGGAACUACCCAGCCCACUCCCACGUUCUAUCAACGCCUAUCAGCUUUGACCGAGGAGACGAUUCCUUCAACAACUUCCCUCCUUCAUCAUGUUCGUCUUCGACCUCUGCGCUCCGUCCGCGCCUGUCGACGGGUCUGGACGGCAAGGCAGAAGUUAUCACCUCCCCGCCACAGAAUCCUGCCAGCCUCCCGCCAUCAGAGCUGCAAUCAUUUGACUCGGCAUGCCGGCCCAGCUACCAACGUGGCCCCAGUGAAUCUCCAGUUACUUUACCACCCAUUUCCACCAUUACUAGUAGUCUUCCUUCAUCUCAAAAUGCUGUCCCAUUGCUGCCUCGCCUUGCACGCGGAAGGUCUCGCGACGUUCAUGCCUGGGAGUUCGCUUGUGACGCGGAAAACUGCGAAGACGCGCUGACGGUGCAAGCCAAGCACGAGAGUCGUGGCUCAGCAAUUGCAGCCAUCAGUCUGCUGCGGUCGACGACUUCCAGUACCGCCGGCGGCAGCCCAUUGCAACUGAGCAGGAGCAACAAGCGUAACGCCAGUAUUAGCCAGAUAACUCCCCGAGCGGACAGUUCGACCAAGAAGCCCCGACUGACAAAAGGGCUGGAUGCCACCGGAAGGCUAGUGACGCCCAACAAUAACAACACUUGGGCGGGAAAGAGACAGUCUUUUACAGCAGACACGCCGGCGGAUUUCAGUCACAACACCAAACCCAAGUCCUCAUCCCUGUUCAUCUCCCCACAAGGCAACGAGUCCGACAAGGAGAACUGGAGCCCAGACGAGAACGGAAACCCUCGCUUUUCCUACCACCAACCUUCAUCCGCCAUUCGACCAACAAACCGGCGACUCCUCCCUUCCGGUCCCUUGUCGUCGUCAAUUCACGACAAGGUGACGAAUCCCCGCCGAACACCGGCCCGCCACGCUCUAAUAGAGUCCAGCCCAUCGUUUUCAUUAUCCGGAAACCGUACCAACACCGGCCCUCUUGACGGUGGUGGUAGGGGACAGCACUGCCGUGGAGGAGAUAAACGUGGCGGAGGAGGUUCUGAGCUGAGGAUUUACGAAGACUUUGCUGCGACGACGCAACAUAACACUCCCACCGCUUCCCGUCGUGCUCCUCCUUUCGAGGAUGAUGGCUCGGACGAGGUCGAGCGGUUUAUGCGUGGCGAAAUUAGUCCGAGUAAGAAGGGGGAUGCGGAUGCUGUUGCCGGACUGCUUUCAUUGAGUCAGGGGAACUGGCGGUGAUUCCGGCCUGUCUGGAGAUCUGCCGAACUUCAUUACAUCUCCCAGUCGACGCUUCAGUGCGGAUUUGCUUCG